Drosophila novamexicana is the source of this 1369-nucleotide messenger RNA. RefSeq names its product alpha-2-macroglobulin receptor-associated protein. Gene Ontology annotation, biological process: regulation of receptor-mediated endocytosis. The transcript has 5 exons. The coding region runs from base 52 to 1194 and encodes 380 amino acids. Gene Ontology annotation, cellular component: endoplasmic reticulum; endomembrane system. NCBI's taxonomy places the organism in Eukaryota, Metazoa, Arthropoda, Insecta, Diptera, Drosophilidae. The record is from RefSeq and is a predicted model, not a curated record. Gene Ontology annotation, molecular function: receptor antagonist activity; heparin binding; low-density lipoprotein particle receptor binding.
ACCCAACACUAGAGGCUAGUUAGAAGAUUUGAUCAGUUUUUCAGAAAUAUCAUGUUGAAAACGUGUCACUUAAUUGUGGCACUUACCGCCAUAUACCUAUUAAUUGCAACGCAAUGUGUGGACGCCGACAGAAAGCAGAGCAAAAAGUACAGCAAAGAGGCAAACAGCCCGCAUUUCAAGCAGGUCGCAGAGGAAAAGUAUGAGCCGGAAAUUCGGAAUCUCCAGCGACCAUUUCGCAUGGCUAAAUUGAAUCUGAUUUGGUCAAAGGCACAAAACCGUUUGACUGAAAGCAAAAUAAAGUCUUUGUACAUGGAGCUUAAAAUACACGAUAAGGAGGAGAUUGCAUGGAAGCAGCUCAACUCGCAGCACAAGGACAAGGAUGGUCUGAAGGCCAAUGAGUUGCGCCAGAAGCUGAUUGGAAUAAUGAGCAGCUACGAUUUGCUGGAACACUUUGAAGAUACCCAGGAUGCGGAAAAAAUAAAGCCCUUUAAAAAAUUCCACGAUCCCGAGGAAAGGCACAAAAAUAAAAGUCUAUUUAAGGACAAGAAACUAAACCGUUUGUGGGAGAAAGCAGAAAUAUCCGGUUUCACGGCGGAAGAGCUAAAAUCCCUUAAGCAAGAAUUUGAGCAUCAUCAGGACAAAGUGGAUGUGUAUUAUAGCUUACUGGAAAACAUUGGCACCUUGGAUACUGAUAAGCAUGAGAAUGCUAUCAACACCGAAGAUCUGGAUAGCUACAAUCUCAUUUCCAAUGAUCCCAACGAUAAUGAGAUUAAAACACAUGAACAAAAUGUAAAAAAGUUUGAAAGUGACAUGAAUGCUUUGCGUGGACAUCAUGUUGGUAUAAAGGAUCACUAUGAUCGCCUGGAGCGUUUGGUAUCCUCCGGACCACAUAGCCAGGACUUUAUAGAGCCAAAGGUGCAGGGCUUAUGGCGUGUGGCACAAGCCAACAAUUUCACGGACAAGGAACUGGCGUCUCUUAAAACCGAACUGCAUCAUUUUGAGAGUCGCCUGCUGAAGUUACGUCAUUUACAUGCGGAGCAUGCUCUGCACAAGGAGAAGUACAAGGAUGAAAAGCACAAGGACAAAAGCAAUCGAUUUGAAGAUAUGGAGGAGCUACUUAAGAAACAAACUCGCAAAGUCGAAAAACUUCAGGAGAAUAUUGAAAAUACCAUAUUCAAACAUACUGAACUUUAACUAUUUAUUUGAUAAUAGCCGUGCCAAAUGCGCAAAAUGAGCAAAUUAGUUGUAGACAAACACAUUCAUAUUUUCUGAAACAAUUGUUAACCUUAGCAUUAAGAUUUACUAACCUUUUUAUACCAAAACCUAUGCAGCUAUUGAGCGCAACAAUUGUGUUAUUAAAUGAAUUGAA